Molecule: messenger RNA, 716 nt
Organism: Exserohilum turcica Et28A
Lineage: Eukaryota; Fungi; Ascomycota; Dothideomycetes; Pleosporales; Pleosporaceae
Exons: 1
Coding region: 466-651 (61 amino acids)
Source: RefSeq, a predicted model, not a curated record
AGAGGAUGUGCGGAAGAGAGAUAUUGAAGAUUGUUUCUUCUUUCUUUCUUUUCGAUUCUUUACCACAGGCUUGUUUGUUAAUAUAUAAUCAACAGACUAAAUCGUCGUCAGCGUCGGUUUACUCGGUUUACUAACAGCGCGGCUGCGGAUCCCCACUUGCGCAGCGGGAAAACAAGGUUUCCCUCGCUGCAUAAGUCUGGCACCGACGCGAGUAGCCGCUAUAUACACAGCUCCCGACGCGCCGUUGCUUACGUUUGGUCUAAUUUGUCAAACGUCAGUGUGGCUUUGCCUCAUGCGCGCCCUGACGGAACAGCCACAUUUGCCCACCCAAAUGUACUUCUGCGUGUAUUUAUUGUGAUGAGCAGUCCAUGAAGACUAGCCGAGGCCAACGGGGUAUAGCAGUGUAAUCGAUCGUGUAGCGUGUUUGUGUUCGGCAUUCUCGCGUCACCGUAAGCGCGAAUAAGAAUGGCGGUGUCGGUUGCACGACAACGCGCAUCAGAGCAUACUGGGUCGGGAAACGUGACGUGUUAUGAGAGCGUGAGGAAUGAAACGGGGUUGCAAGAAGAACGGAAUUCAAUGUUCUGGUGCGGUAAGCGGCAGUUCAAACUGCUUGGUAAACUUAUCCUGUUCAACCUCCUGAAUGAUAUGUGAACCUCUGCCAAUAGUAUAGACUGGGUGUUUAGGAUGCUCAUUCUGAGCUCGCUUCCAUAGGCAUA